CAACACCAUGAAGUUUUCUACCUUCUUUACUGGAGUGCUUUUCAGCUUUGCGUCUCUUAGCACCACGUACGCUGCGAAAUCAUUCUCGGCUUCUAACCUGUAUUAUGCUGCUGGUUUGAAAGAGGCACAGCAGACCACUCUCCUUCAGGGGCUGCAGAGUGCUGGUGUUAAAGUCUUGCGCGUAUGGCUUGAUGGCCAGUCCGAAACCACCAAAGGUACUCCUAUCGACUCUUUCAACAGCCUUCAGGGAGAUUCACCCACAUCUUGGGACGAUACAGUUCUCAAUCGUCUUGACGGUUUAAUGGUCAAAGCACAUGGCUAUGGCAUCAAACUCCUUAUUUCUAUCCAUAGCUACAACGCGCUCGAAGGCAAGAAGGACUUCUACGGGAAGUGGUACGGAACUGGUAACUUCUACACCAACACCGAUGCCAUCGCCCAAUUCAAGGACCGCAUUGCGCAUGUUCUUGCCCACGUUAACCCCAGCAACGGUAAAACAUGGGCUCAGAGCCCGGAAUACAUCUUCGCGUUUGAGGCUCAGAACGAAGCUAUGCAUCCCCAGGGUAACCCCACCGCCCUCGCCUCAUGGCAAUGCACCAUGGCCCAAUCCAUCAAAUCCGCUCUCAAGAACAGCCAGGAUAUCCUUGUCUCCACCGGCGGCGGUGCCUACCUCAGUAACUCACUCCUCGAUCCCUAUUUCUCCUGCGCUGCCCUCGACGUGCUUGCCAUCCACGCCUACGGGACCGAUGACUUCGGAACAGCGAAGUUGAAACCAUAUGUGGACCGCGCAAAGUCUAGUGGAAAGAAGUUGAUCAUGCAGGAAUGGGGUGCGUGCUACACCGACGCUAGCAACAACAAUUGUAAUGGCGGUAGUCCUAUCAGCGCCAGCACGCGAGACGCGAACAUUAAGAAGUGGGCUGCCCAGAUCGACGCUGCCGGCAUCCCCUGGUUCUACUGGCAGAUUUUGCCCAACCCAGAUCCACACCAUGGUUGGGACUACGAAGUCGGCAUCAACGACGUGAACUGGGGUUCGCUGAAGGAGGCUGGACUAGCUGCUAGCAAGGCGGAAGCUGCUUUUGACUUUGGCAAGUGGCUGUUGUAGAGGGGGAUCUUUGAGUGUGAGACGUGAGAGAGAAUUGGGGUGAUCACAGCACUGGUACGCACGAGGUCGGGGUAUGUUGACUUAUCAGUGGUGGUGAUCAGUCGAUGUUGGAGUUAUUUUGUUCAAUCACAUGGAAGCGGAAGCGCGGUACGCAGAGAUGAUUCAACAUCAUCAUGCGAAAGAUGAGUGAUGGGCACCUCUUAUGCUAUGAUAAAUAAAGUAUCAGGUC
Molecule: messenger RNA, 1328 nt
Organism: Cucurbitaria berberidis CBS 394.84
Lineage: Eukaryota; Fungi; Ascomycota; Dothideomycetes; Pleosporales; Cucurbitariaceae
Product: glycoside hydrolase family 5 protein
Exons: 3
Coding region: 8-1099 (363 amino acids)
Molecular function (GO): hydrolase activity, hydrolyzing O-glycosyl compounds
Source: RefSeq, a predicted model, not a curated record